AUGUCUUCUCCUCGUGCUUCUUCUCCGGCCAACUCCCCAGCUGCUGCCAGCGGUGCCAACAUUGGCCGACCUUCAUCCCCUACACCUCCCGGUGGUCCUCGAACUGCCAUUCGGCGUCGCGCUGCUGCCGACCAAAAGGAGAAGAUUGCCAAUGCUCGACCUACAAGCACGAGAUCGGCGGGCGCCGGUGGCUCCAGCAGUACCAUGCUGAGUAUGCCGACCCAACCUUUGCCCCUGAUCACACAUCUGCCCAGGUUGAGGCCUUCGGCUGUAAUAGUUGGUGGUUGGAAACGAUGGAAGAGCAUGGCUGACCGAUUGUUUGCAGGGUUAUACACUGAUGAGUCUCCUGGCUUGAAGGUCGACCCCGUAAUUGUCCUUGUCCUAUCUCUUGUGUUCAUUUUCAGCGUUGUGGCUUUGCAUGUGAUUGCCAAGAUUACCCGACGAUUCUCGAGCUAA
Metarhizium brunneum ARSEF 3297 is the source of this 456-nucleotide messenger RNA. NCBI's taxonomy places the organism in Eukaryota, Fungi, Ascomycota, Sordariomycetes, Hypocreales, Clavicipitaceae. The record is from RefSeq and is a predicted model, not a curated record.